This is a messenger RNA of Mya arenaria, 857 nucleotides long. RefSeq names its product microsomal glutathione S-transferase 1-like. The coding region runs from base 93 to 557 and encodes 154 amino acids. Gene Ontology annotation, cellular component: membrane. NCBI's taxonomy places the organism in Eukaryota, Metazoa, Mollusca, Bivalvia, Myida, Myidae. The record is from RefSeq and is a predicted model, not a curated record. The transcript has 3 exons.
UAUGCAGUGAUAACAGCCCGCUAGUACGAUAUGUCCUACACAUUGUUUAUCAUUAUUAUAAACGUUAAGUGAAGUUUAUAACCGUAUUAAAAAUGGCGUCUAAUGGAAGCCUGAGUUUUGAGAAUGAAUUGUUUUCCAAGUUUGCGUUUUAUGCUGCGAUAGUUUUACUGAAGACAUUAGUUAUGAGUGUAUGGACUGCACGACACAGGAUCCCGAGGAGAGUGUUUCCAGCACCAGAGGAUUACACCUUUUUCAAUGCAAAAUCGCCAACAGCAACGAUAGCAUUCGACGCUCAAGUUGAACGAAUAAGAAGGUGCCAUUUGAAUGACAUCGAAAACGUUAUCCCCUUUAUUCUGAUUGGUUUAUUUUAUGUCCUCACUGGCCCGGAUGUAAACACUGCAGUCCUGCUCUUCCGAGUAUUUGCCGGUGCCCGGAUACUACACACACUAGUCUACCUCAAUGGCAUUGGACAGCCGUUCCGGGCUAUUAUUUGGUCUGCUGGAUAUGGUGUGUGUAUCUUUAUGACGAUAGUCGUGAUAAAGGCUGGAUCGUACUAACAGAUUGAUAUGAAUUCGACUUUGCAUUGGACUUUAGUUGGGGUACAUCGCUGAAUCCGACCCACAAUUAGCUACUUCCAUGAUAGCUUAUUGAACCAUAAUGUAACAUUUCGAAACCUGGUGACAUUAUGCUAUUUUGGGUAUCAUUUAAGAGUGCUGCUCGAUGAACGUUAAUAAUAUGUUAAUUAAAUGAUCAAAACUUCUUUAAACUUAAAGUUUGUGUUCCCUCUUUAUUUCAGCUAGAAUCUGAUGUAAAAUGAUUUUUAGCAAUGUUUCAAUGUAUAAAAAGUUUGAUUGUUA